This is a messenger RNA of Chaetura pelagica (chimney swift), 7237 nucleotides long. It is a transcript of the gene CRYBG3, whose product is annotated as beta-gamma crystallin domain containing 3. Gene Ontology annotation, biological process: visual perception; lens development in camera-type eye. Lineage: Eukaryota; Metazoa; Chordata; Aves; Apodiformes; Apodidae. The transcript is spliced from 21 exons. The record is from RefSeq and is a predicted model, not a curated record. Bases 1 to 7197 code for a protein of 2398 amino acids. Gene Ontology annotation, molecular function: structural constituent of eye lens.
AUGUGUGUCACACGGACGUGUGACCGCGCUGGCACCAACGGGCACGCGUGUCAUGCGGCGGCCGGAGCUGCUGCCCGGGACGGUCUGAAGCCACUUACUGACUCCGCGCUGACAAGCCUGCCUAGUAUCUCGGAGCUGUCACAAGUUAAAAACAGCACGACAGCGCUGGCGUCUGCAGGCAGUCAGGAGGAGAAAUUCUCGGGGCUGUCUGUCUUCUUUUCCUACAGAGUUUGUCAAAAUGAAGAGAGGAACCAUUCCACAGAAGAACUUAGUAAAUCUGAAAUCCAGGAGGAGAUUAAAAAGGCUAAUAGCCUUCCUAGUUUGACUCCUGCAAUCAAAACAGCAGAUAAAGAUAAGCAACCCCGAGAAGGUUUUUUUCAUUUUCUUGGAAGCUUGUUUAAUAUUGCAACAAAAUCAUCUUUGGUCGAAUCUAAACCCUCUGCCUUCCAAGAUGAACCCAACAGAUCUGAAAAGGAUUUACAGAACACAGAUAAUCUUCCAGAGGAUGUGCCGCCAAAGCAUCCAGAAAUUGAAGCGCCUGUCUGUUUAACAGCUAGAAUAAAAGAGGAUUCUGUAAAUAGAGAUGAUGCCAUCUUCAGUAGUGUUGGGAAAGAUAUCUCGCAGGAUCUGCAAGGAGGCCAGAAACGAUCUGCAGAUGCACAAAAUUCCCUUAAAAUGAGUUCUACAAAUGAUUUGGUGGGAAAAGAAUCUGAACUGUUGGGAGAUGCAGAAGCUCUGUUUCAGGCAAACCAAAAUGCCGCUUCUAACUUGCAUAAUCACUGUAGUAUAGCAGCUAGUAAGGAGUCAAUAAAAAAAAUGCAGGAUUCUUGUUUACAUUCACCCAAAUCAAAAGAUAAGACAGUUAAUGAAGAACUACAGUUGAGGAAGGGAGAACGUUGCUGUAAUCAUCAAAUAGGUAGUCACUCGGAGCUAACAUCUGAUGUCCAGAUGCUUCAUUCCAGUAUCACUAUAUCUCAGCAGCAAGCAGAUCAGCAUAUGGAUAAUGGAAAAAAAGAUAGUGAUCCAAGAGAUUGUGAUACACAGAAAAUUGUGGCACCUGUAGAAAGAGAGCAAAAUCCACAGAAACUUCUUGCUACUGCUAUUUUACCUUUUAGUGAACAAAUAUCCUCUUCACUCAGUAUAGAGUCCAGAGGAGAAAAAUGUAUAGCUGCAGGUUGUUUUGUUGCUUCAGCGUCAUCUUUUAAAAAUGAUAAAGACUUAGUCAUGGACAGGGGGACUUGUAAUGAAGAACUGAGUGCAUUAGGGAAACCUAAACACAUACAAAAUGAUCACCGGUUAAUCCUUGCAGAGAAUUCCAAAGAUACUGCCCCACCAAAGACUGGUUUACUUUGUCUAGAAACUGAGGAUGUGGAAACAAUGAAGGUUUUAUCUGAAGUUGCAGUGGAGAAUAGUGCCAAUGUAUUAUCACGCAUAAAUGGGUUCGAGAGUGUGAAAUCUAACCUUGAUGAGCUGACAGCACCUCUCUCUGUUACUUUCGAGUCUUCUCUUGACACUGGAGGCUGUUGCUCAGCUUCUCCUCAUCCUAGCUGCAAGACCAAAAAUAAAACUAUAGGGAAAAGAGAAGUCAAUUUAAAAGAUGUGAGGGAAACUAGUUUUUGUCCUGACCUUGAAUGUGAGAAGAGCAAAUGCUUCGAGCCCAUGGAGAGGAACCUCUUGGAAAACUCAGUUCCCAUCCACAACUGUGGUCCUGUUUCCCAUGAAACUGACCAAGACAUUCCAGUAAAGGCAUUAGUGAAACUCAGAGAAGAUAACGCAGCAAAGCCUGCACGUUGCCCUUUAAUCAGCAUUGACAGGACACAUGAUCAUAUUCUUGAUACUUCUGAAAUCGACAAGGCUGGUGUGACUGAAGUUGCUCUUGUUCCUUCUGAUUGCAACUCUGAACUUUCCUCUCCUAUUUUUAAGUCACAAGAAAACAUUCUAAAGGUUUCUCAUUCUGCCUUGAGGUAUGGAGACAGACCUUUGACUAACCAUUCUGUUUUAAUCUGUGAAAAAGACAUUGAUUUAGACAUCACUGCUGAAUCUCCACCUGUUUCUGAAGAUAGGUGUAUUAAUUUUUCUUCCAAGAAUGACAACAGUAGUAAACCUAGGAUACCACCCACAGUACUUGAUUCUUCAGCUGACAACCAAGGAAAAAUGCCUUCUCCAUCCACUAGCUCUGAAAAUGGCCAGAUUGCUAGAUGGCCUGCUGCUUCUGUACAGGAUAGCUUAAUUUUCCCAGAUGGUGAGUUUAGGAGAAUAAUCCCUGAGGUCAGAAUAACGGAGGCGUCACUUCGUUCAGGAGGCCUGAGAGCUUCAUGCCCAGCUGGUUCUCUUGGACCUGAGCUUACUCUAACUGUGCUUGAUUGCUAUACUACUGAACUAGAUGUGGGGGGUGUUUGCAUCCCCAGGCACUCUUCACCUACUCUGGAAUCUAGAGAAGCCUCCAGUCUUUCCAUUUCUGGCUUGGAAACAUCAAGCAUUGCUGAGGGGAGCAGCUAUUCCUCCAGUGGCGGUGAUGGGGCAGAGGAGGCCUCCUCCACUCAACAGGCUGAGAACAGUGUCUUGGCACAAGCAAUGCCAUCACCCACUUUGAAGUUUCUGGAAAUGGCAUCUGAGUCAGCCUGUACUGAGAGUGGAUGUAGAAAUGCUGUAGGACAGGCGAAUCUUGGUAGCCAUGCUUCUGCUGUCUUAGAAGCCCCUUCUGUGAUGGAUGAUCAAACAGCUGCUGCACCUCCAGAGUUAAAUGAGCUCCGUUCUGAGGAAGUACAGGAAGAUACUGAUGUGAAGGGACAAGAAUGUGCCAAAUUAAAAUAUGCUGCUGUUUUGUUUAAAAAAGCUGAAGAAAUAGUGGACUCAGUUUUACACUUAGCUAUAGAAGAAAUCAUAGCAAAACAAGCCAUUAGUGUCUGCCAGCUUUGUGGGAGCAAGGGUGGUUUAGUAAAUAUGGAUAUUCAAAAUGUUCAGAAGGUUGAAACUGUACAGCUAGAAGCAGAAGAAAUCCAGUCAGCUGUGCACUCAUUUAAACAUUUUAAGGAGAGCAGUGGAGGAAGUUCAUCUUCAUUUACAGGAAAUGAAACAGUGGAUACAAAUAACCAAGAUGAAAAGAUAUUAUCUUACAUCCCUGAUAAAAUUGACCUACAUAGUGCACUAGCACUAAAAGCCAAAGAAAUAAUUGAUGAAGUCAUUAACUCAGCCAUACAAAAACUGGCAUCCCAUCAGUGGCAAGGCAGUGAGAGUAAGAGGCCUUUUGAAGAAAUUGAGCCUAAACCUAAGGCUGAAACCCCAAAUAUGUUAAAGCUGGAUAUGAAGUUACCUGCCAAAACACAAAAACCAACAGAGAAGAUGGAAGCUCGAAGUGUAGCUGAGAACUGUGAAAAGGUGGAUUGCUCAGGUUCUCCUUUACUUGCAAAUAGUAUGGAAAAUUGUAUAGAUUGGCCCCAAAGGGGUAAAAAGAUACCAAAUAAUGCAUUUGCGUAUCAAACAAAUGGAUUUCUACCCACGGAUAAUUCAGAAAGGCCAGAGUUUAAUCUUAUUACACUAGCAAAAGAGAGACAUAAUGGAAAGGUGUGUGAACAUCUGGCUGCAGCAGAGAUAUGUGGCAAAGCUGGAUCAUCAGCAACUAGUGGAAAAUCUGAUGGAUCUUUACAUGUAAUACAUAGAGAUGCUCCUGUGCCUGAAGAGACUCUUCUGCUAUCACAGUUAAAAGAUUCAUGCAAUAAUAUGAAUACGCCUGAGUGCACUUUGCUGCCAGCUGUAAAUGUUAAUUUGUCAUCUUCUGUGCCUGAUGGAGAUUCACUCGUCAUGCAGAGUGAAUCCAAAGACAAAAGCAGUCCUCAGGGGUCUCUGAGAAGCAGUGCAGAGUACAGUCCAUGUGAACACUGUGGAAAAGAGGCUGCAGACGAAGUACCUGCACAAGUAAAAGAAACCUUAGAAGAUUCAAAUGGAGUGGAGAGUAAAAAGGAACUAACAGAAAGAGUGAGUGAGAAAACAGAGGUUAAUAUUGGAUUAAAUACUCAGUUCAUUGUACCUGAAUUGUCUGUUACUGGAGAGGACAGUGACAGGGAAAACAACUUCAACACAGUCUCUGCCCAGAAUAAUGAGAAUCUGAAGCAGGUACAAGUGAAGGAUCAAGACAUGAAUAGAGAGGAUCAGCUUGAAGGGAAUAGUCUGGACUGCAGCAAUGACAUGAAGGAAUCAGCAGAUCUUUUGGCCUUUUCUCCAUUAAUUGAACAGUGGGAAAACAGUUCUUUUACUAUCAUUUACGAAGGUGCACUUCAAACCGAGAACAAAUCUGUCUCUGCCAAUGAUAAGCAAGCUGGUUUGCUUUCUUCUUCUGAUUUGCCUUCAGAUAAUCUAGAUUAUUUAAUGUGUGACAGAGCAAAGAAUAGACAUGAGUCAGACUGUGUUUAUGGCAAGGAUAACAAGUUGAGUGAAGCAACAGCUAGCUGUAGCUCAGAGUCGUUUCUGAGCGUGGAGGCCAAGCGCUAUAGAGUAUAUCCUUUCUCUUUGUCUCCAAUAUAUGAAGAUGACAGCUCCCAGGAAGACCUACUUUCCACAGACAUGUCUCCAGAGGGCCAUCCUAGUGGAAUAUCAAAAGAUAACACUGACCACACUUCUGUGCUUUCCCUUCUCCAGUCAGUUUCUGAGCGCUUACAAUUUACUACUCAGUUCAGUAAAGAGGAGGAGGAGGAGGGGGUGGAGGAUGAGGAGGAAGAAUCAACAUAUGAGGAAAGUAUGCUUGAUGUUGAAAGAGAAGAUGACUGUCUUUCCAGUCAGUGGAGAGAACAUUUUAAAACAACCCUUCAAUCUAAUGACCAAAAUGGGUUAUUUUUUCCUGAACAACCAUUUUUUCUUCCAAAAGAACAGCUUGACUCUAAGGAGCAACCAGAACUGUUUCCAGGUGCAGCUUCUUCAAGUCAAACAUCUUGUGAGCCAGUUUCACAGAAAGUUGAUGAUACUCUAAAGCAUUCUCCUACAAGUGUGUACUACCAGUAUUUGAAAUCUGCUAGCAAUACCUCCUCUGAGAAGGGUACCAGAUUUGGAAGCAUUCUCCAGGAUAUGUUGCAGCCAAAGAUUCAUUGGUCUCAAGACAGCAAUGUGCCAAACCUACAAGAAUUGUCGACGAACCUCGUUGACAGGGCAAGUCUCAAAUACAAUCCAAGACCGGGAAAGAUUAUCAUUUAUGAUAUUUCUGCUGACAAAAGUAAACAAGAAGUUAAUUCUGAUAUGCUAGAUACCACGUCCUGGAUCUUUCCCAUUGGAGCAUUACUUAGGAUAAUUAGAGGAUGUUGGAUUUUUUAUGAGAAACCAAACUUCCAGGGUCAGAAGUAUGUCCUAGAAGAAGGAGAGACUGUGCUGGAUCACCUUUGGGAUCUUCCAGGAGUGAAAUAUGAUCAAAGAAACCUCACAGUUGGUUCAAUCAAACACGUAACAAAGGACUGUCAUGUUCCAGAGGUAGAAUUCUGUGUGGGAGCCACGACAGAGGGACUACCUAUCUGCAUACAGAGUGCAGUUGCCAAUUUAGAAGAACUGGAUUUUGAGAAAAACCCUUAUAUAAGUGUCAAAUCAGGAGUAUGGCUUGCUUAUUCGGACUUAAAUUACAAGGGAGAGAUGAAGGUUUUGCAAGAAUGCGACUCACUAUCUGAAAUUCCUUCAGCAGAUGUGAAAUCUCUGCGUCCCUUAAAAAUGGGUGGACUAAAGGUACAGAUGCCAAUGAAUGUCAAGAUUAUAAUAUAUGAGAAAACUCACUUUGGAGGGUGGUCCAAAGAGUUUUCAGAAAACAUCAGUUCUGUCCCAGCUCUGUUUGGUAGUGAAGAGGAGUUUCAGGAAAUUGGAUCAAUACGUGUAAUUGGUGGAGUAUGGGUUGCCUAUGAUAAAGAACGCUACAAAGGCCAUCAGUACUUGCUGGAGGAGGGAGAUUAUGAAGACAGACACUCGUGGGGGGGAACUGACAGUGUCCUCCUGUCUUUUCGGUUCCUUCAGGCUGAUUUCAUAGAGUCAUCAGUGGCACUUUUUCAGUCUGAGGAUGAAGAUGGGAAGGCAUUAGACAUUGUCAACGAAGAAAUUCCUGAUUUGGAGAUGGCUGGAUUUGGCCCAGAGACGGGAUCGAUUCUUGUGAGAAGUGGAGUGUGGGUCGCAUAUCAACAGAAACAUUUCUGUGGAGAGCAAUAUGUGUUGGAGAAAGGAAAAUAUAAAUGUUUCUUUGACUGGGGAGGAUCUAGUAAAAUCAUCUUGUCAAUUCGACCUAUCAAGUUGGAACCUCUUGGAAUGAAUGAGCCUCCACAUUUGCUCAAAGCUUUCAGUAAUACACAUUUCCAAGGAGCAUGUAUAGAUUUCACAGCAGAAGUUUCUGAUUUUCCAUCAUUCAUACCAUGUUCUUUUAAGGUUCUUCGGGGAUGUUGGCUCCUGUAUUACCGAGGGGAAAUCACUGACAAUCACUGUGUGCUGGAAGAAGGCCUCUAUGUUGACCUCAGUUCCUGUGGCUGCCCGACUGCUACAAUCAAAUCCCUCAAGCCUAUUCAAUACGUUUUUGCUGAGCCCUCCAUCAGUCUGUUUGCUCUGGAAUGCUGCAAGGGCAGAGAGCUGCACUUCAGUGAACCCAUCAAUUCUGUUUUGAAUGAGGACCUUCAUUUUUACGCUCAGUCUGUGUGGGUGAGAAGUGGAUUGUGGAUUGCAUAUGAGGGAUGUAACUUUUUAGGAAAGCAGAUUCUGCUGGAGCCCAGUGAGAUUCCAAACUGGAAUGAACAUAGUGGCUGGAAAGUAAUUGGCUCCCUUCGUCCUAUGAAGCAGCCAGCAGUGUACCUCAGAGUGAAGAACCGAGCCCAAGGUAAAUACCUGACGGUGGCUGGAAGCCUUGGAGAUAUAAGGGCAGCAUCAGUGUGUGUGUCCCCAUACAGUGGCAAGAGUAGCCAGAUCUGGCACUACUCUCAUGGACUCUUCAAAUCCAAGGCUAACAAUGCCUGUCUGGAUGUCAUUGGUGGCAGAGAUGUGCCAGGGGCCAAAGUAGCACUCUGGACAGAACAUGGGAAGGACAGACAAAAGUGGAGGCUCAAUGAGGAUGGAACCAUCAGUUCAUACCUCAGUGACCAACUGGUGCUUGAUAUUAAAGGAGGGAAUUACUAUGACAAGAAUCACAUCAUUAUGAAUCAGCCAGUGGAUGACAAACAUUCACAAAAAUGGGAUAUUGAAAUAUUGUAAAACCCACCACAUAUGAAUCUUAUGUGACUUAUUAACACCU